This is a messenger RNA of Syngnathus typhle (broad-nosed pipefish), 6378 nucleotides long. It is a transcript of the gene plcd3a, whose product is annotated as phospholipase C, delta 3a. The transcript has 17 exons. The record is from RefSeq and is a predicted model, not a curated record. Lineage: Eukaryota; Metazoa; Chordata; Actinopteri; Syngnathiformes; Syngnathidae. The coding region runs from base 2540 to 5473 and encodes 977 amino acids. Gene Ontology annotation, molecular function: calcium ion binding; phosphatidylinositol-4,5-bisphosphate phospholipase C activity. Gene Ontology annotation, biological process: lipid metabolic process; intracellular signal transduction.
ACGCCACAAAGGGAGAAUUGUAAUGGUAAACAAACGCGUCAUUCCCGUAUUGAUUUGGCCAAUUAUUACUUUGAUGGGAGUAUUUUGCUGCAUCGCGCGGAGUGAUACGAACCGAGGCAGAGGGUGGUUAGAGUAGCUGGCGGAACUGUAGAAUGAGCGUAAACAAACUACAAAUGCAGUAAAACCUCUGCGAGGCGAGGAGCACAUCUCCGAUCUCCUCGCUGUCAAUAGGGUGGGUCAGACGAGACCAACUUUGCAAAAUGAAUAAAUGAACAUACGACUCAACGGAGCGCCGUCGAGAGUAUGACUGUGCUCAAGACUUUUUAAUUUUUAGGGGGGGGUAGAAGUUGCAGCGAUCAUGUCGUUUUACACUUGUGUGUGGAACACGCUAAGGAUAAGCUAUCUUGCUAACGUGGCUUUUUUCCUCCCCGAAACAACACGUCAAACAAAGUCACGUUAUCCCUUCUCACGGCCAAAAAUUCAAUAAAUGGCGUGUGGCGGUUAGGAAAUGGUCAUUCUAGCCAAAUCGAGGGCAAUAACGCCAUGACUGACGCCGUCAAUGAAGCGACAAUGGCGAGCGAGUUGCUUCGAUGCAAAAACAAUGCAAACGGUCAGUAAAAGUAACACGCACCCUGGUUAUCUUUCAAUAAGCACGUCAUAGUUGGCCACUUUCUCUUUUUAGUCACAAUAGAUAGGGAACAAAGUCGAUCAAAGUCAAGGAAGGGACCAUUAACGCUUAGGCUAACGUGUGCUUACAUUGGGGCGUAGUGUAUUUGCUGGUAACGUGCCACUUGCCGUAGGUAGGGAGUUGCGCCUUACUUUAUUGAAUCUUGGAAAACAUUUCAAUUGCGUCCUAAUGUCGUCAAGGUAUUUUCAUGAACGAGGCUCCGACGUGCCUCAAUUGGGCGACGAUGCGGUUAAACCGUGGCGUUAGCACCGCUUGACGCUUGGUCGUUUCAGGAAUUAGACGGCACUCAAUUCUCGGUGGCAGGCUUGGUUUCAUCGGGAGGACGAGAAAACGAGUUUUUCAAGACAGACACCAUGUGCGCUCGCUAAAAUGCGGAUUAAUAAGCGAAUCGUUGAUUUAACGCGUCAUGAAAGUCAAGUUGCUGCGCAAAUGGUUCCAUUUUACUGUGGAGUAAACUGAUGCAUGUUCAAUGGAUCCUGCUUAACUAGUUGGUUUUUGUUCAGCCAUUUUGACUUGCCAAAGACUACUAGUAAUAGUAGUAGUAUGUAAUAGUAGUAGUAAUGUGACUAUCAACAGUAGUAUGUAAUAGUAGUAGUAAUGUGUGAUAGUGGAAUUCACUUAUUCCUUUCAACUAUUUGGAGGAAACACACAGCGGUGUUACUGGUUCAGCCUGGCUAGUUCAUCGCUUUUAUCGACCAUUUUUGCUUUCUUGCGACUACUAGCAGUUGUACCAGUGCCACACUACGCUCGCUGGUAGUCGUAGCAGUUAGAAUCCAGUGUCUUCUUUUAACUGGAGUAAACAAGCAACCAUGUGAUGUUGAACUGAGCCUGCCCAGCUGUUUUUCUAUUUUAAGCAGCAGUAGUACUAGUAAUAGUUGUCAAAGUAGUGUGACAGGGGAAAGAACACAAGGCCUUCUGUUUCCACUAAUAGAAGCAGCCUUCGAUCGUCGGUCGGUUGGAGCCAAAUGGCAGGCGAGCGAGAGCCAGUUAAUGUGAAACAAAGCUUUAAGGGCAGAGGAGAUUGAGAAAUCAUAGCCACGGCUUGCCGGUGUUGUGCUUGCAACCGGAGAGAGGAGGGAGCCAUAGAGCUGCCAUGCCACCGCUGCUGCACAGAUCACAGCUUGUGCGGAUUAGCAAACUUAAUCUUAACAUGGCUGCCGCCGCCGCCAGUGCUGCAAUUGAGGGAAGAUGAAAGAUGGAUAUUGUUGUGAAGGCCUUCCUUGAUAUUGUUGUGAAGGCCUUCCUUUCGCUCAACAGACCUUGGACAGCCCAUUCAAUGGCCGCCACCUUUGUAAAUGAUCUUUAAAAAGCCCCUUUAAGUCAUAGAACACACACAAAACACAACAGAAAAGUGGAGCAUUGUUUUGCAUUUGAUCUGUCCAUACAAGAUGCAUUGCACUAAUAGACUGUGACUACAGUAACCGUGGAUGACCAUCAGGUGGCGCUGCUUCCCCAGUGAUUGGUAAAUUGUUCUUGGUGCUUUGAGCGUCUGUGUAGCCCUUUCUUUCUUUCUUUCUUUCUUUCUUUCUUUCUUUCUUUCUUUCUUUCUUUCUUUCUUUCUUUCUUUCUUUCUUUCUUUCUUUCUUUCUUUCUUUCUUUCUUUCUUUCUUUCAGGUGGAUGGCUGCAACAAACAGUUGAAGAAAGGUGACGCCACCCUCUUGGUGGAGGCCAUCGCCAUGCUCCCAACACAAGUAAUAAUGUUUUGCACGACACCUGUGGGCCAAAGGUGGUACUGCACCAAACAUGAUCCGGUGACUAUAACGACAUACUUACUACCACGCUUAAAUCAAUGUCUAUUUAACUUGCAUCCAUAUUUAAUGUGAAUAUCAUUGAAGUGUUGUCAUUUGAAAAUGCAUUUGAAGCAUCUAUCUAUCUAUCUCUCUCUCUCUCUCUCUCUCUAUCUCUAUCUCUAUCUCUAUCUCUAUCUCUAUCUCUAUCUCUCUCUCUCUCUCUCUCUCUCUCUCUAUCUCUCUCUCUCUCUCUCUCUCUCUCUCUAUCUAUCUAUCUAUCUAUCUAUGUAUGUAGCAUUUAAAAAUAACAGAAGUGGCGGGGCCUUGGUGAGUGACGUGGAGCGUCAGGUUGCUGUGUUGAUGCAGGCAGAAAAGCAGCGCAAAUGUGCGCCUGCUUUGGGGCUCAUAUUACGAGAAGGCACGGGGGCGCUGCACCGGGGAGGGACUACAAGGGGUCCUCCCCCCUUUUCCUCCUCUCUCCCUCCCUCCUUCCUUCCCUCCCUCCCUCCCGUCUUUCCUCGGCGGCAGCACUUGCGGCUGCUUUUUGGGACCAGAGCAAGUCCGUUGAGGCACCUGGCUGCAAGCAGCCGACCCAAGCAAGCAAGCAAGCAAGCAGGCAGGCAGGACGCGAGCGUCUCUCCACCAUCAUGUUGGCCAGCAGCGGCAAGUCGCCGGUUACCUCCGCCAGGGAGCCCAGAGCCAAAGUGGCCGAGAAGAGCGCCGAUCCCAUUCGAAGGCUGGCUGCGCUCUGACUCAAGUCUGCUGGACAACGAGGACGUGCGCGUGAUGAUGCGCGGCUCCAACAUGGUGAAAGUCCGCUCCGCCAGGUGGCAGAAGAGGCGCGACCUGCGCCUGCUGGACGACGGACUCACCGUGUGGUGCGAGUCGUCCAAGAGCUCCCGCAAGGCCAAAGCCCGUCAGACGUUUGCCGUGACUGAAGUGGAGUGCGUGCGAGAGGGCUGCCAGUCGGAGGCGCUGCGUCGGAUCUCGGGCUCGGUGCCGGACAGCCGCUGCUUCACCGUGGUCUUCAGGGGGGCCCGCAAGAGCCUGGACCUGCUGUGCCCGUGCGAGGACGAAGCGCAGCGCUGGGUGCGAGGCCUGCGCACCCUGAAGGAGCGCGUUGCCAACAUGACGCAGAAGGAGAAACUGGACCAUUGGAUCCGCGGCUACCUGCGGCGAGCCGAUCAGAACCAGGACGGCAAGAUGAGCUACGACGAAGUCCGCCGGCUGCUGCAGAUGAUCAACAUCGACCUGAGCGAGCAGUACGCUCGCUCCUUGUUCAAGAGGUGCGACCGGUCCGGGGACAGCCGCCUGGACCACAACGAGAUCGAGGAGUUCUGCCGCGAGCUGCUGCGCCGGCCCGAGCUGGACGCCGUCUUCCGCCACUACUCCGGCAACGGCUGCGUGCUCUCCACCGCCGAGCUGCGCGACUUUCUGGGGGACCAGGGAGAGGACGCCAGCCUGGCCCACGCCCAGAAUCUCAUCGGCACCUACGAGCUCAACGACUGGGCUCAGAAGAACCAAUUCAUGACCCAGAACGGCUUCACUAUGUACAUGCUGUCGCGGGAGAACGACGUGCUGAACCCGGAACACGCCCGUGUCUACCAGGACAUGAGCCGCCCCCUGGCCCACUACUUCAUCUCCACCUCGCACAACACCUACCUCACCAAGGACCAAGUGACCAGCGCCAGCAGCACCGAGCCCUACAUCAGGGCUUUGAUUCAAGGCUGCCGCUGCGUGGAGCUGGACUGCUGGGACGGAGACAAAGGCGAGCCGGUCAUCUACCACGGUCACACGCUCACCUCCAAAGUGCCUUUCAGGGAGGUCAUUGUCACCAUCGCCCAGUACGCCUUCAAGGCGUCUCCGUACCCUCUGAUCUUGUCCCUGGAGAACCAUUGCUCCGUGGAGCAGCAGGUGGUCAUGGCCAAACACCUCCACGCCAUCCUGGGCAGCAAGCUGCUCAACAAGCCCCUCAGCGGCCACUCGCUCAAGGACCUGCCCUCACCCGAAGAGCUGAGGGGACGUAUUCUGGUCAAGGGGAAGAAGCAGAUCCCUCAGCUGGGCCAGCUGGGCAAGAACGGAAGCUACGGCAGCUUCUCCUCAAGCUCCGAGGACGAGCAGACGGGCGCAAACAAGAGCACGCCCAAGAAGGACCCAGCCAAGGUUUGCUCCAAACUGAGCGUGGAGCUGUCAGAGUUGGUGGUGUACUGCCGCAGCGUCCCUUUCUGCGGUUUCGCAAACGAGGGUGAAAAGCCGGCGGAUGAAAUGUCCUCCUUCUCCGAGAACGACGCCCUGAAGCUCAUCAAAGACUCGGGGAAGCUCUUUGUGAGACACAACAGCAGGCAGCUGAGCCGGAUCUACCCCUCCGGACAGCGUCUCCAGUCAUCCAACUUCAACCCCCAGGAAAUGUGGAACGCUGGCUGCCAGAUGGUGGCUCUGAACUUCCAGACCCCCGGUGAGCCCAUGGACCUGAACCAGGGCCGCUUUCUUCCCAACGGCCGCUGCGGCUACGUCCUGAAAGCCGACUUCCUGUGCAGCGGCGAUUCCGACUUCAACCCGGAAAACACGGGCGGGGGUCCCGGUCACGUCCCCACCCAGCUGACUAUACGAGUGAUAUCGGCUCAGCAGCUUCCGAAAAUCAACACGGACAAAGCCAGCUCCAUUGUGGACCCGCAGGUGUGGGUGGAGAUUCACGGCGUGGCCAUCGAUAACACCAGAGACAAAACGCAGCGUAUCGACAACAAUGGCUUCAACCCGCGAUGGGACUGCACGCUCAGCUUCCAGUUGCAGGUUCCUGAGCUGGCGCUGGUGCGCUUCGUCGUCGAGGACCAUGACCACAAAGCCAAGAACGACUUUGUGGGACAGUUUACGUUACCCUUCACCAGCUUGCGCACGGGUUACCGACACGUCCACCUGCUGAAGGCCGACGGUUCUCGGCUGGCCCCCGCUACGCUCUUCAUCCACGUCAAAGUGUCCCGCAAAGGUGUUCCCAUCAAACACGUGUGUGAAAGUACGCCGUGCCCCAGGAAAAAAAGUGUCAACCUCAGUAAGUAAGUAAGAGCUUCUUAGUUCCGGGCUGGCUUGGGCUGGGCAAACUCAAGGGACACAUUAGAUGUUUCAAAUGAGCCAGCUCAAAAAUGAAUUCAAAUGUUAAAUUAGAAUGAAUUCGACUUCAUUUUUAUUCUUUUGAUUGAAUUCAAUUCCAUAUGCUACGUCAGCAGACAAAUACCUUUUUAUAGGUACCGAUUUUAAAUAGCCUCUCCACGUCAACAAAUAUUGUCCCUCCUUGCCUUCGAUGCACACAAGCAGCACUUCAUUGCCUGGAAGCACAGUGUGCUAUUUUUGCUCGCACUAAAGAUGGAUUUAUUUCAUCAUUAAUAAGCACUAAUGAAGAACUAACAAAGGGGGGAAAAAAAGUCCCAUUUACUGUACUAUGGCACUUUUAAUGUCUCAAUAACUUGAACUUCAAAUGACAAAACGAGCAGUAUUAGAAACAAAUGUUUACGCGUGUCCUAAUAUGAACUCAAAAACUAGAUUUCACACAGGCUAAGGAAAGGAGAUGAGUCAAUUUUGUCAUUUUGACUUUGAGACCAGUGUCGAUUUCUCCAUUUCUUGUCCAAUUCGUAUGUUGCCAAAAUACAACAAACGAAUUGGAUGAUUGCUAAAGACAAACCAUGCAGUAUUACAAGUCAUUUCUUUUUUUGCAGUUUAAAAGGUCAUUUAUGCUGUGGUCUAUUUAUUGUGACUAAUAUCUUUAUUGCAAAUGAAGAAAUACACCCACUAUUACGAAUCGAUAGAUGUACUCAAAGUCAUUAAUAUUGGAGACACUUCUUUGUGUUGAUCAUUGUUUUCUUGCUGGGUUUUGUAACAAAGCACUUCUUAGUGCUGGUUGUCCUUUAACUUGAUGUAACCUUGUCAUUGUCACCCACGAAGUGCCAAUAAAGUUUUGACAGAGACCA